Cygnus olor (mute swan) is the source of this 6807-nucleotide messenger RNA. It is a transcript of the gene SLITRK6, whose product is annotated as SLIT and NTRK like family member 6. Gene Ontology annotation, molecular function: protein binding. NCBI's taxonomy places the organism in Eukaryota, Metazoa, Chordata, Aves, Anseriformes, Anatidae. The coding region runs from base 533 to 3052 and encodes 839 amino acids. Gene Ontology annotation, cellular component: membrane. The record is from RefSeq and is a predicted model, not a curated record. Gene Ontology annotation, biological process: axonogenesis; regulation of presynapse assembly; positive regulation of synapse assembly. The transcript has 2 exons.
CUGAGUCAAAAGCCAAGAAGUCUCGUUAUUUACGCCUACCUCCCAGCCCCUGGCAAUCUGACUAAUAACAAACUGAGCUAACAAGAAAGACUAGAAAGAGCAGAGAGAACACAGAAGCAGUCUGGAUCUAAAAAUCAGACAAACCAAGUGAUCAAGUAAAGCCCUGCUGAACAUCUUGUUUGUUUACUUCAUCCAAAUGCUUGCAAACAGUUAACUAUAUGCAGAAAAGUCAGCGUAGCUGUGAAGUAUGCUGUGAAUUUUAAUUGAGGAAAAAGGACAACUGAUUACAGGAUGGUCUAAUGUGCACUCUGUCUGGAAGAUUUUUUCAAUUGGAAGCUUUGUACUUUGUCUUCUGAACAAGGAUUUCGACUUUAUGGAGCUGUAACGUUACCAGAGCUUGCAGCGAAGAAACUCAGACCAAAGUGUGCAUUUUUCACAAAGAAAAAUUACAUUGCAUUCAAACAGCUGCUCCAACUGUGCAUUACUGGGUGUUUUGGGCAGUUUUACGGCUGUGCAGAAUCUGCUGGGCAAGAUGAAGCUCUGGAUUCUUAUGGUAUAUUCAGUUCUGGUUGCAUCUGACCCUUUCCAGUCAGAGUCUUCUUUUUCUUCAGUCAGAGGAUCUUGUCAGAGUUUGUGUUCCUGUGAAGAAAAGGAUGAUACCAUGAUUAUAAACUGUGAAGAAAGAGGCAUCAAGAUGGUAUCAGAAAUAAAUGUCCCACCAUCACGGCCUUUCCAUCUUAAUCUGUUAAACAAUGGCCUGACUACGUUACAUGUGAAUGAUUUUGCUGGCCUUGUUAAUGCUAUCUCUCUACAUCUUGGAUUUAAUAACAUUGCAGAUAUCGAGCCUGGGGCUUUCAGUGGUCUCAGCCUUCUUAAGCAACUUCAUAUCAAUCACAAUUCUUUAGAAAUACUUAAAGAAGAUACAUUUAAUGGAUUGGAAAAUUUGGAGUUUCUUCAAGCAGACAACAAUUUCAUCACAGUGAUUGAAGCAAGUGCCUUUAGCAAGCUCAACAGGCUUAAAGUGCUUAUUUUGAAUGAUAAUGCCAUUGAGAAUCUUCCUCCGAACAUAUUUCGUUUUGUGCCAUUGACCCAUUUAGAUCUUCGUGGAAACCAAUUACAGACACUGCCAUAUGUUGGCUUUUUAGAACACAUUGGUAGAAUACUAGACCUUCAGUUGGAAGACAAUAAAUGGGUCUGUAACUGUGAUUUGCUUCAGCUGAAGAUAUGGCUUGAAAACAUGCCUCCUCAGUCAAUAAUAGGUGAUGUUGUUUGCAAUAACCCUCCAGUUAUCAAAGGCAGCAUCUUAAGCCGAGUGAAAAAAGAAUCACUUUGUCCUACUCAUCCUGUCAAUGAACUUGAAGAUCCUUCAGGGUCACUACCCUUGGUUGUAACCACCUCUAUUGGUGAUAGUCACCUAUCAACUAAGGUCAUUCCUAUCCUGAAAGCUCCUACUAAAGAACCAGGUUUAGUGCUUCAUACUUCAAAGCCAACUACUCAAUUUCCAGGAAUUUAUUGUCCCAUUCCCUGUCACUGCACCAGCCAUACGCUCUCAGGAGUUCUCAUGCACUGCCAAGAGCGAAAUAUUGAAAGCUUGUCUGAUUUAGGACCUCCUCCUACAAAUCCUAAAAAGCUUAUUCUAGCUGGAAACAUUAUUCAGACAUUGCUGAAGUCAGAUCUUGUGGACUAUGCUAGCCUGGAAAUGCUUCAUCUGGGGAACAAUCGUAUUGAAAUCCUCGAGGAAGGAUCUUUUAUGAAUAUGACUAGACUGCAGAAAUUAUAUCUCAAUGGCAAUCAUCUUACAAAGCUAAGUCAGAAUCUCUUUCUUGGCCUUCAGCACCUUGAAUACUUGUACCUUGAAUAUAAUGCCAUCAAAGAAGUUUUGCCGGGGACAUUUAAUGUGAUGCCAAAACUUAAGGUCCUGUACUUAAAUAACAACCUUCUGCAGACUUUACCACCCCAUAUCUUUUCAGGGGUUCCACUUACCAGAUUAAACCUAAAAACAAACCAGUUUGCUCAUCUGCCUGUGAGCAAUGUCUUGGAUGAACUGGAUAUGCUGGUACAAAUUGAACUUGAAGACAACCCCUGGGAUUGUACCUGUGAUUCAGUUGGGCUACAAAAAUGGAUACAAAAGCUGAGUAAGAACACACUGAUGGGUGAUAUUUUUUGUAAAUCUCCAGGACACCUAGAAAAAAAAGAACUGAAAUCCCUAAACAGUGAAGUCUUGUGUCCAGGUUUAUUAAACAGCCCUGCCCUACCAUCUCAUGCCAGUUUUGUAGUUGUGACAACUUCUACUACUACCAACACUGCAGACACAAUCCUGCGGUCCCUUACAGACGCUGUCCCACUUUCUGUUCUAAUACUAGGACUGCUAAUUGUGCUUAUAACUAUCGUAUUUUGUGCAGCAGGCGUAGUUGUUCUUGUUCUGCAUCGGCGGCGAAGAUGUAAAAAGAAGCAAGCAAAUGAACAAAUGAGGGAUAGUAGCCCAGUUCACCUCCAGUACAGCAUGUAUGGGCAUAAGAAAACACACCACACAACGGAGCGCCCAGCUGCAGCUCUCUAUGAGCAGCGUAUGGUUACUCCCAUGGUUCAGGUCUAUCACAGUCCAUCCUUUAGCCCCAAACACACUGAGCAACAAGAGGAAGGAAGUGAGAAAGAAGUUAAAGAUUCCACACAUCUCCGCAGAAGCCUCCUGGAAAGAGAGAAUAGUUCACCUCUUACUGGUUCAAAUGUCAAAUAUAAAGCUACAGAUCAAUCUGCUGAAUUUCUGUCUUUUCAAGAUGCCAGCUGCUUGUAUAGAAACAUUCUUGAAAAAGAGAGAGAACUGCAGCAACUAGGGAUCACAGAGUACCUACGAAAAAAUAUUGUCCAGCUCCAGCCUGAAAUGGAAGUUCAUUAUCCUGGAACACACGAGGAAUUGAAGUUAAUGGAGACACUAAUGUACUCCAGACCAAGAAAAGUUUUUCUAGAACAAACUAAAAACGAGUAUUUUGAACUCAAAGCUAAUUUACAUGCUGAGCCUGACUACCUGGAAGUCUUGGAGCAGCAAACAUGAAAUAACACAUUGGGCUGGGCCAAAUUUCUCUAAUUCUGUUUUAAGUUAGAACCAUUGUAAAUAAAAGUGCCUUAUAAUAAGUCAACAGUCAGAACUUAAGCACAGCAGUAAUCCUAGCAAAAAAAACAAAACAAAACAAAAAAAACAACAACAAAAACAACUCAGGGAUCACUGUGGGAAGCCAUGGGGUUGUGUGCAGAUAAUGUCUCAUCCCCAGUUAAACAUGAACUGUAUGAUUGAACUGUGGGAGGAAGACUGCUUAUUGCAAUAUUCCUCAACGUGUUUUAAAGGUGUGUAUGGCACUCUCCUUUCUGUACCUAACCUAUGGAAAAAUAUUUGUUUCUUGUACUCUUUCUGUCAAAUUAAUUACAUUCCUUAAAACAAACAAAAACACCUGUGUUUGUAGUUACAAGGUUACAGUGUAUUGGUUAGGUGUUAGCAUAUGCACUGCAUAUAUGACCAUUGUCUACAACAACACCUAACAUACCCUUGUAAUAACUAUGAAAGGAUUUGAAAAGUUGUCAUACUAAAUGUCAGUUAAAAACAAAAGGAAAGAUUUUUGUGUAUGCACCCAUACAUCCAGAGCCUUCAAAAACUUAAUAUUUUACAUGGAACUUCAUCAAAUAUGUUCUUUAUCACUUGAGGAAGGAAGAAUAUCUAAGUUUAUGCAACAUCUUACAACAAGAAGAAAAAAAAGCAAGCCUUUGCAUACUUUUCCCUAUCUGAUAGCUUUACUUAAGUUUGGACAAUCUUUUCUUAAGCUGCUGCUAUAAAAUAGCGUGCAUCACUGGUGUUUCAACUCACAACCAUGGGCAAUUUGAAAAGCUACUGAGAAUCAGCUGUAAAUAUAUUGCUGUGUUUAAUAAGUUUGAUUUUUAUGUCUAUCAAUAUAUAUAAAUAACUUCUGUACUGGCUUUAAAUAUACCUGGAGGAAAUAAGUUUGCUGUGGCUAGGAGCUUCCAGGUGCCAAAGCAGGUCCUGACUGACACUACCCAAAAGCAACUCCAACCCCCCCCCAAAUAACUGCAACAACACACGUGUAUGAGGAACAGUAAUAGUAUUUAGAUGUUGUUUGUAUUAAAAAUAUGUUAUAUUUUGCAGAAUCUAGAAGAACAUAGUGUUGUGGGAAAACAGGAUAAAAAAAGUAGAACACUGCAGAUUUAUUUUUGCAAUAAAUUCUAGCUAGAUUUAUAUUUACUAUUUAUUCUGUAUAAUUUUGUAUUUUAUUUUUUUUUUCAAUUCACAAGAAAAGAAAAAUCUUAUUCCUGGCUGCCUUUCAAGCAAAUCAAGGAACUGGUCUCUUUCAAUGAAAAUGAAACUAAGAGUUUUUUAAAUGUCUUUUUCUUAGAGGUCACUUUUUAAAGAACAAGGUCACAACUUCUUCAUGCACAAGUUUAGAACUGUUCAGGAAUUUUCAGAAGACAAGGCUUCUCACUCUUGCCAUGUGGUCAGGAGCAUCUUGUCUGGAGUGCAGUAGGGCCAUUCAAUUUCUGUGCAUAGUUGACACAGUGCCAGAACACAAAUUAUGACCUGCAUUUAUCUUCUUCUAAACAAAUCUGUGGUAAAUUGUCUAUGUGUGAAUAACUUCUUUUUUUUUUUCCUAAUUUCUAUUUGUAGAGCUAAGAAUCAUUUGAAUUUCUACAUAUGUAUGCCAAACUUAGCACUGAAGUUUUGAUAAACUAAAAGAGAUAUGUUCUUUAGUUCAUCUUACUGCUGACGUCUUACCUAUUUGUAUACAUAUAUGUGAGUUCUUUAUUUUCUUUGCACAUGGGUACAUAGGUUUCUGACAGAAUUUUUUCCUAUGUUGUAUACAAAAGUCAAAUUAUCAGUUCUUUCAAAUUUGCAUAGAGAUAAUUACCUUGAUGGUGCUAUCCUAAUUUUUGUAACCCAAGGAUCUGACCACUUGUUUCUGUUAACAAUUCAACUUCCUUAUUAAUAUUUUUAAAAAGUCAUCACUUUGCUAUGGAAGUCAACCCUCUUAGCUUCCAAGAAUCAAAAUGUUAGUUAUAAGAAAAUAAGUAUUCUUUCCUCUUUCUACAGCUGAGAAUAAUUUAGUUUAGAAAACCUCUGUAUUGAGGAAGCGUAAAUCUGGUUGCAAUAUAUUUCUUCCUUGCUAUCUUUAUUCUAGACAAGUAAAGGUAAUGCUAAGUAUUACUUGUGGAGGUAAGGGUGAGACAAAGGGGAAAAUGCAACUACUUUAAUUUUACAUUAACUUAAGUAUUUAGUGUUAUUUUAGCUGUCCUUGCACAUCUGAGACAUGUGGCAUGUCUCUUCAUGGACAUGUCAGAGAACCUAUGGAAACCCCUGCUUUCAUCUAGAGGGGCAACUGAAGCCCAGGUGAGAUGGCUUAGAGCACUAAAAUGACUCUAAUUGUCUACAUCUAAAAAAACUAAAUUAAAUUCUGAAAAUAAUCUAUUAAGAAACAAUGAAAAAUUGAAUUCAGUCAAUAGAACUGACAAUAGAAAGCUUUGAAUUUUAAACAGACCCACAAAUAUCCUUGUGUGAAUUCUCAGAGAUCUUAAAUUAAUGUGGAGAAAAAACAACAACAUAUAUGGUAUAUAAUAACAGAUUUUAGCAUUUCCGUGUCUUUCAUUUCAGUAGUCAUUUCCACUAGUAAAAAAUGGGUGUAAAAAUAAUUCUCUGAAAUUGGCAAGAUGCAGGAAAAUGAUGAAUCAGGCCCUCAGGCUUUGAUUUAAGAGAAAUAGUUUUAGACUAAAGACAAUUGCCACAUGCACAGAUGUCACUUUGCUUAGCUGCUAACAGUUACUUGGCAGAAUGUUGAGGACAACUGUGUGGCAAAACAUUUUUCUGCAUUGCAGUCUCAAGGAAUCAAAAAAAAAAAGCUAAAUUCAUGUCAAAGCAACUCAGUUACACAGCUGUAUCAGAGCAUCACUCAGCAGAAGUAAAUAGAGAUUUAGCUUUUAGCUUUCCAUCAGCAGGGUGAUUCAUACCAUUCAUUAUAUUAGGGUGACUGUACUCUGUGGUAGUCUGUAACGCUGCAAGUGGUUUUGCAGUCAGUAGAAUGCGGCAUGUCAUCCAUUUUCCUAUCAUCUGUCCCUGCUGGACUGCCAUGUAGUAAAUGUUUGUAUGACAAGGUGAGAGCAGGUCUGUCUAUAGACUUCCUUCAUAAUAACAUUCUCAGACAGUAACAGUGAGAGAAUGAGGAGAUUUUUUCUUUUUUCAGGAGGAAAAUUUUUAUUGCCAUAACAAAAAGGGAUAAGAAUUUGGCCUUAUAUGAUUAUUCUUCAGAUGAAGAAUAUCAAUAUCAGCUGAUAAAGUCAUAACAUAAGGAAGGUAUUGUACAACAGAAGAAGGAUGAAGUAUGUGUUCCCAAAAGUUCCUUGGGAACUUAUUUUCAUUAUAUUAAUUAGCAAUGUGUCCCUAACAUUGUUACUGAUGUUUCUUGAAAGUUGGGAGUGGUAUUCAGAUUUUGUUGUUGUUGUUGCUAAAGCAAUGUUCUUGUAUUUAUUCACUUAUUUAUUUUCCAAUCACAGACACAGUAAAGUGAUUUUACACAUUUCACUUAUCUAGAAUAAUGGAGGCUGGAAGGCAAAGCAAUGCUUGACAGUCUGCAAUGAAGUGGAUCCAUUUUUCUCCUGUCAGCACGACAGUUUAAUUGAGUGGAGGAACAGUGUACAGGAAACAGGUGUACUUGGCAGCUAUGUUAUUGUUGUUAGUGUACCUCAAAGUAACCAACAUUAACAUUUUUCCCCUCAUAUUUGAGUGAAUAAAAUAUAUUAAAUAACAAUAUAGAC